CUCGCUUAUAUGCGCGAUGAUGUGCCCUCGGUUCUUGUCAGAGCACAGUCCCGUAGGCGCCACGAUCUGCUUUUUGGAGACGCCGCCGAUGCCACUGAUGCCGCCGAUGUGUACGGAGUAUGUGUUGGUUGUGGUUGUAGGGAAAACCCAUCGGCCGCUCGGCCCCCCAAAGCAUCUACGAUCGGCACAAAGUCCCCUCGAUCCACCACUUUCCUUAGGAAAUCACAUUUCCACAACAGCACAAAACACAAUCGUCGCUCUUUGUCAACUCACCCUCUUCUCGUCUACAACCACGUUGGUUGACAAUUCUACUGCGCCUUGUUACCCCGUGCAAGACGCCAGAGGCCCAGAUUCUUUCGGCUCGCGGCCAUUCCGAAUUCGCGUCAUCAUUUCUUAUUCGCCUGUGCAAACCACGCGCCGUGGUUGGUCCUGCCCAAAAUUGAUGGUGUUUCAUCAGCGGCCUUGUUGGUAAACCCGCGACACUGCCACGGUUUGAUCGACAUUCCUUGUCAGUCUUUCUGCUUUAUCCGGACCAUGCUUGCAAGGACAUUAUUCUCUCACGCUCUGGAUUGAUAAAUCAAUCACUUUAAACACCCUCAAUCUCUGCUCAUUUCCCAGGUCCGCAACCCAUCCGUCGUCCAAACAUGGCCGACAUUUACACUAGUUUUCACCAAUUUCAACAACAUUCCAUUAAGCGGAAGAGACAUAUCGAUGAACACAAUGAUUCAUUGUUUGGCCGAGAUGUUAAGCGACGAUCAACCCAUGUACUACCUAUUCGGUUGUCCCCCGCCAGACCUCAAAUUCACGUGCCGGCAACGACCUAUUCUUCACCCUUGACUUGCAUCUAUCAACAGCCCCCCACUCCCGUCGAUACAUCUGAAGAUGAGUCUCUCGAUGGACCCGAAGAUGCCUCUUCCUGGCCCGUCAAAGCACCAACAACCCAUCCCUCCGAUCCUCAACCUAGCAAGAACAGCAGCAUUUCAUCACUAAAGGGACAGCCAGAAGUCAUGACGGAUACGGACAUGGAUCUUUGCACGCCAUCGUCGUCCUCGUCGUCGCUUUUUAUGCCGAGAAUCCGGCGUGCCCGGUCAAACGACAUUAUUCCCCCACAUCGCGACCCCUCUCUCUUAAGCGCAAUCGACUCUAUUGGCAGGGACCGAGUGCCAACUCCGAUCAACAGCCAUUUCGACAAUCGGCUCUCGGAUCUACCAUCUGUCCCUCGCCACCAAUUUCCCCCUCUUCGGACCAAUCUCAGUCCCAUGUUUGAGCAGGAAUCAUGGAUCACAAGAGAUGGCCUCCCCAGUCCAGUGGAGGAUCAAGAAAUGGAGGGCAUGAUGAUGGUGGACUCUACCAAUGAUUCGAUGAGCGGACUACGUGUGGAUGAUUGCUAUGAUCAUUUUGCAGGACCUGGUCAAGCUAAGGCUGACUCAAACUCCAGCCCUAGCCGCUCGCGGCCUGCACGGCUCCACAUGGGAUUUCUUAAUGGAUGCGACAAGUGUAUCCAGAGGGUUCCUGGCCAUUACAGUCACAUCCUACGAUCGUAGGAAGAUGUACCUGGGCACAGGGCACCCACCAUUUGGUUGAGACGUGUUUACACAAACCAUGACGAGAUAUGAGAGUACGAUAGCGAGACAUUGUUUUUUUUUGGAUGACGGUAUGGCAUUUGGGAUUCGGCAUGAACCGGAUGAGAGGCAUGACAGGAAAAUGGCUCUCGAGAUGAGUUAGAAUUGGUAUUGAUAUGAUGCACAUGAC
Molecule: messenger RNA, 1752 nt
Organism: Exophiala mesophila
Lineage: Eukaryota; Fungi; Ascomycota; Eurotiomycetes; Chaetothyriales; Herpotrichiellaceae
Exons: 1
Coding region: 645-1544 (299 amino acids)
Source: RefSeq, a predicted model, not a curated record